This is a messenger RNA of Prorocentrum cordatum, 1246 nucleotides long. The record is from the annotation of a GenBank genome assembly. NCBI's taxonomy places the organism in Eukaryota, Dinophyceae, Prorocentrales, Prorocentraceae.
GGAGUCCAGCCGACCUUUUCGCCGGCGCCCGAAUCUGUGCGCCUCGGGCCGAGGCGGCCAGCUCCCUCGAGCUCGCCCUCCUCCUAUCAGCCUGGCUGGGUGGGGAAAACGAUCAGAUCACCAUGCCGUUGAUGCUCACGGGUGCGCUCACAUGGUCCAUCGCGUUGAAGUGCCACGAGCAUGCCAAGCCUUUGACGUAGUUCUCGGUGAAGACCAAGCCGAGAACAAAGAAGACAACACCCAUCGCUAGCAGCGUGCCUACAGAGGUCUUCCACACGAGCGAACUUCUGUCGAGCAGAUCCACCUAUGAGUCCAGGUCCCAUCGCUGUGAACACACCAACUUCGAUUGAACCAUUUAGUGCAUUGAUAAAGCCCAGGUCUGGCACGCAGAUGGCGCCCACAAAAGCGGCCGCCACGAUGACGACUGUGACUGCGUUGACGAACAUGCUGCGCCGCGACUCCGCCAGCGGCAGGGACGUUCUGUCGCCGUCCUCGUCGGGGCAACUCCGCGAAAACCAGCUGAGGUCUAAUACGCGCAAGGGCGCCACCAUGGGCAUCAAGAAGAUCCAUGAACAUCAGCAAGUUCACGUUUGCCAGUAUACCCAAUAUCGACGUGAAAGACAAAUACUUCUGGUCCAGGAAGCAGAGCGGCAGAGCGAUCAGAGACGCGCACCCUGUCAGGGGAAGCCGGCCCUGGGUGAGCCAGGAGUCCUUGGGCAGGAGCAGCAGGCUGGAGUCAUGGAUGGCGUCGACCGCCCAACGAGCGUCAAGUAGAUGGUGGCCCAGAUCGCGACGUCCGUCAAGAGUUGGGCAGCGGGGCCCAGGCGCCCUGGCAGCAGCCGCAAUAGAGCGCCGAGGUUGAAUUGUUGGUGUCGCUCUGCUGCGUGGAUUAGGAUCACGAUGGUCCAGAUGUUCACAUAACCACUGCGAGAAUUAUCACGACGCCAGGCAAUACGGAGGCACCAGCCAUGGUCCAAGGCAAGCUCAGCAUGCCAGUGCCCAAGCCGCCGCAGAUCAAAUUGAUCGUAGCUUCCCGCGCAGUAGUCCGGGACGAGGCUUCCCUGGCGGCCGGUGUAGGCAGAGCGCCCUCGCCAUCUGCGUCCGCGACGACGCCGAGGCUCUCUCGCAUCGGGACAGGAGGAAAAACAACUGGCCCGUCGGCGCGUCCAGUCUAAAAACACAGUUACCAAAAUAGCUUGAGCCCAACUGGCUGACGGGGGCGAGGAGGAGACUGAGGGGGAUGAGA